Scleropages formosus (Asian bonytongue) is the source of this 2820-nucleotide messenger RNA. RefSeq names its product heme-binding protein soul3 (gene soul3). NCBI's taxonomy places the organism in Eukaryota, Metazoa, Chordata, Actinopteri, Osteoglossiformes, Osteoglossidae. The transcript has 5 exons. The record is from RefSeq and is a predicted model, not a curated record. Gene Ontology annotation, molecular function: heme binding. The coding region runs from base 17 to 1153 and encodes 378 amino acids.
AGGAAGCCGGAUUCUCAUGAACAGUCCUCUCGUCGUACCCGCUCGUUUAAGUUGUCGGCGCCGUUUCUGGCCGCCCCUCACCUCACCACCCCGCGAGUGUGUAACUGCGCGAAGGACACGGGAAACACCACACUGGCAUGACACUCCAGCCCCGAGUUUAGCCGAGCGACGAAUCUUCGGUUGCCCUCGCUGCUGGCCGAGGAAGCGCGCGAGCAGAACCGAACGUGACCCGCGGCGCGCGGCUCUCCCGCCCCACACGACACGCGCGACGCGCCUCCGUUCCCUCCGGCUCGCGGCCAUGGACCGCGGAGGUUGUCGUUUAAACGGAGGCGGCGGCGGCGACAGUAGCAGUGCAGGCGAGGGCGACGGUUCGAGCUCAGGAGACCGACUGGGCAUGAUCACCCUGGAGGACCUGGAGUCCUUCUCCGAGGAGCAGCUGUCCGACUCGGGCAACGGCAGCUUGGAGGAGGAGGGCGAAGCCAUGGAAGAAGACGAGCAGGACAGGCUGCUGCACUACUGGCAAGACGUGGCCAGGGGCCACCAGGUGGAGGUGCCCAACGACAUGGCUGUGCCCAUCCAGCAGCUGACCACCAACAACGAAGGCACACAUAACCGAGAGAGGGUGCCUUUCACACUCAUUGGGCGUAAGGAAAAGUGCGGCGACACGUUGUACGAGAAGCGGCACUAUGGGAAGGCCAACUGGGCCUGCAUCACCGUUCACGAGGACACGUAUGAACAGAGCAUUUGUCUGGGCUUCAUGAAGCUCAUGAGAUACAUUUGCCAGCAGAACUCCUCAGGCAGCUACUUGGGUCUGACCAUCCCCAUUGUAACAGUGGUCCGUACAGAUGAUGCGCACUCUGUCCUGUCACGAGCCGUCACAGUGGCCUACUACCUGCCCACUGAACACCAGGCCCGGCCCCCUGCGCCCUACGAUGCAGACAUCAUCAUCGAGGAGUGGCCUGCCACCAUCGUCUACACAAGAGCCUUCCCUGGUGCCACGAAUGAACAGUCCAUCAUCAGUGAGAUCAGUGCGCUGGCUGAGAUGCUGGAGUUGCCAGCACUCUGCUUGAAUGACUCCUUCAUUGUAGCAGGCUACACGAACCCGGCCGCUGCCAACCGGCAGAAUGAAAUCUGGUUCCUCGAGCAGCACUGACACACCACCCUUACCGCCGCCACCAGACCCCAACCAGCUAGAGCCACCCACUGCACAUGGCCCGCUUCCAGUUCUGCAUGAGGAAGUGGCCUUGGAGACCUGAUAUGGAUUGUUUUCAGUUUUAGGCACAAAUCUAGAAAUAGUUACUUCUGACUUUUGCUCCUUUGAAGAAAAAGAAAAAAAACAUGCAAUAUGAAUUCGGGAAGGCAAAGGAGGGUCUUUGUUUUCAAACUUGACAGGUCACGAUUUUCAGUGCCAUUUUUGGCAAGCCUCUUUCACUGCCUUUGUUGGAACUGGAAUCGAGGCCUUCUCAAUUAAUGCCGACUUGACAAUCAAUCUUACCGAGAACAUGUUUUCCAAUGAAGUCGGGGAGCUGAGAUGACCAAGGCUCUUCUGCAUCAACUCAGCAACUACCACCAAUGUGCACCUUGGUAUUAGGGUAGGAAGCAGUUUUUGGAAGGCCAGUCUGACCACGUCUAUACAGAGGCAUACACAGACCAUUACAAAAAGUCCAAAAGCCAGACUGAAUGUAUUUCUGAAGACUACCAUAAACCAAAACCUUAAAGACACAAACAUAUAUGCUGUAAGACAAUCACGCAGUUUCAGCGCGUCACACCUUUUUUUAAAUGCUUUUUCUGUGAUUAACGCAUUCCUUGCUAUAAGCCAUGCUCCCACACAGACUUCACUACCUCUCGAGCUCCUCGCCGGAUUCAAGCGCCGCUCCACAGUAGUGUUUGAGCUUUGUGCUCCCCCCAACCCCCACGUACCUGGCACUAGCUUGAACGUAGAGCAGAGAAAUGCACCUGUAGUUCAGUCACUCUCGAAAAGUCCACAGCAAUUCUGAUACUCACGACUGCUACUGCUGUUUUUGUUAAAGACCACAUCUUUCCCCACAAGUAGUAAGAUAGAGUUCAGUACCUAAUAAACUUAAGCAAACUGUUCUGUGUUCUCCAAGAAGGCUUUUAAUGCUUUUUUUUUUUUUUUUUUUUUUUUUUUUUUUUUAAUUCUGUGUGAUUUUUAUAACGUUCCCAUCAAAAACACUGAUGUAAAAUGUGGUUUCUCUUACCCAGCGUAUGACGGGCUUUUGAAAAUGCUGGGAAGGACUUUUGCAUUUAACAAAUAGUUAAAGAAAAAAAAUAGCAGGUGUAGAAGUGAAGUAAAAGCUGAGGACACAAACCACAGUUAUAGUUCGGUCACUGCUGUAAAAGAAGUCUCGCUAAAGAGCGUACAGUUCAGACAGCCUGUUGCUGGCUAAUCUGACACUAAAAUUAGACCAAGCACCUUGGGUUUCGGACACCAUGGUUAUUGCUGCUGUUUAACAGCCCCACGUAGGCAGGAUUACCCGCUUACCUGUACACUGCUAGGUGUCACUUCAGGUGAACUCACAGCAAGCAUACGCAGCAUGUACUACGAGUGUGAGAGCAAUGACGGUGUCCUGGGCUCCGAUUAAAUGUUGUGGGAGAGGAAGGAAGAGCUCAGGGUCUCUCUAAUAGUAUAGGGGGAAUGUUUGGACUCCUUGUUGCCCACCAGUGUGUUCUUUUCCUCUUUGCUCAAAAAGUGCAUCGACAAGAACUACCCUGCAUCUUUUUCUUAACGCCUGCUUCUUUUCUUUAAAAGAAUAGUUUAAAAUAAAGUAGAAAUGUUCCUGCUGUACGACUGAGUCUUUG